CGUUGAUUUCAUACCAAAGUCAUACUUAACAUUCCACUUAUACUGUCAAACCUCUGAGAAAUAUUACGGAAAACAACAAGGCGCCAAAAUAUUACAAAGUUCCUAAAAGCUCCCAGUGGCUCCCAGUGAAUAAAAGAAGGGGACUAGCUAAAUAAAAGUUCAUACCUGGAUCCAACACUUUGAGCCUUGUUCCUCAGAGGAGUCCAGCAGUUAUUAUCUACAGGCAAACACACAGACACACAAACAGAAACCAUUUGGAGGAAUACAUAACUUCAGCCUGCAUCCACAAGAUCCCGUACAGGUCUUUUGAUAUUGGGGCUCGGGGUCGGGCCCAGGAGGAGCCGCCAUCAUUGCGUCCAACGAGUGGAGUGCCAACGGUAGCCCUGAAGAUGGGCUGGACGGGGACAACGAGGACAAGACCAUGGACGGGGACGCUGAGGGCGUAUGGAGCCCCGACAUCGAGCAGAGCUUCCAGGAGGCCCUCGCCAUCUACCCCCCCUGUGGCAGGAGGAAAAUCAUCCUGUCAGAUGAGGGAAAGAUGUAUGGUCGCAAUGAAUUGAUUGCAAGGUACAUCAAGCUGAGGACAGGAAAAACUCGCACAAGGAAACAGGUGUCUAGUCACAUACAGGUGUUAGCACGGAAGAAAGUUCGUGAAUACCAGGCGGGUAUAAAGGUUUCUAGCCACUUGCAGGUUCUCGCCCGGAGAAAAUCUCGCGAGAUCCAGUCAAAGCUAAAGGCAAUGAAUUUGGAUCAGGCAUCUAAAGACAAAGCCCUGCAGAACAUGGCAGCGCUAUCGUCAGCACAGAUUGUCUCCCCGAGUAUGAUAAAGAAUCAUCUUCCACCCCUGCCUCCUGCCCCCUAUCAACCAGCCAGAUUCUGGCCUGCUCCAAUCCCAGGGCAGCCUGGACCUUCUCAGGAGCUGGUUCUAGAUCUCAACCCGGGAAGGACUCCUGGGCUUGGCCGCACCAGCCAUGCUAUCAAACCUUUUGCACAGCCCCCCUACUCAAGUCUAUCAGGUGCUGUACCGCAGCCCUUACAAAGUUACGAGCCCCUGGCGCCCCCGCCUCCCCCCACUGCUACUGCAGUGCCCGUGUGGCAGGACCGGACCAUCGCCUCCUCGAAGCUGCGGAUGCUGGAGUACUCAGCCUUCAUGGAAGUCCAAAGAGACCCAGACACCUACAGCAAACACCUGUUUGUCCACAUUGGACAGACCAACCCCUCCUACAGCGACCCCCUGCUAGAGGCUGUGGACAUCCGGCAGAUUUAUGACAAGUUUCCUGAAAAGAAGGGCGGGCUCAAAGAACUCUACGAAAAAGGCCCUCAGAACGCUUUUUUCCUAGUUAAAUUCUGGGCGGACCUGAACAGCAGCGGCAUGCAGGAUGGUCCUGGUUCUUUCUACGGCGUCAGCAGCCAGUACAGCAGCGCCGAAAACAUGACCAUCACCGUUUCAACCAAAGUCUGUUCCUUUGGGAAGCAGGUUGUUGAAAAAGUAGAGACAGAGUACGCCCGACUGGAGGGAGGAAAGUGUGUUUACAGGAUCCACCGCUCUCCCAUGUGCGAGUAUAUGAUCAACUUUAUCCACAAACUCAAACAUUUGCCUGAAAAAUACAUGAUGAACAGCGUUCUCGAAAACUUCACUAUCCUACAGGUGGUGACAAACCGCGACACCCAGGAGACCUUGCUCUGUAUAGCAUUUGUUUUUGAGGUUUCCACAAGUGAACACGGAGCUCAGUAUCAUGUCUACAGACUUGUCAAAGACUAACAGCUCUUCAGGGAGGUUUUGGAGGAAAAAUAAAUAAAUAAACAGACAAAGCGUGACACAAUCCCUCUUCAACCAGCCCAACUGUCCAGGAAUGAAAAACAACAAAAAUACUCACACCGGACUAACACGGACACAUUUUAUGCUUUAAUACAGUCAAGGAAAAACAAGUGAACUUCAACAAGCAAAGAAUUUGUAAAGAAUUUUGAACAACUAUCUGAUUUUUUUCCAUGUUUUUAAACGUGCUUUAGAAGAAGUGGGUCACUUUUUGCCAAUGGAGAGGAUAAUUGAUGGAGCUUGAAAUGUUUUUUUUUUUGUUUUGUUGGUUUUGUUUUUUGUUUUUUGAGGGAGCUGGAACGUUUUGAGGGUUGAAAGGACUCCAAGGGAACACACUCGAAGCAAUAAGAGAAGUGUACAGUUCAUAAGGUUGAAAUAGUGGAGAGAACAGGACCAUGGAAGGGGAAAACCAGAGCCAAGUGGUGGUGUUGCAGUAAGUUUGUUAGGAAAGCAAGUGCCUUUUUUCCAAAGAUUAUAUAUAUCAUUGCCUGCCACUUUGGAUUGCCUUUCUUUUUUUUUUUUUUUUUACUACCUCUUGUUUUUAAAUGAACAGAAAAGAGUCAGACAGAAGAUUUUUGUUGAAAGAAUUGGAAAGACACCUCUCAAACAGAUGUUGUUUAUGGAUGUUUUUGUAUCCAGGUACAGAGGGGUUGGAUGGAAUAACUAAUUUUCAAUAUUGAUGUAGCCUGUUUUAAUAAUAAUAAAAAACAAAAAUCAAUCACCCUAAGUUUUACAGUGUACAGGGAGAAGGUUUAUUGUGUUAUCGUAUAACUUCAAUUCUGCAUUUUUUAUGUUUUAUAACAGUUUU
Molecule: messenger RNA, 2624 nt
Organism: Sphaeramia orbicularis (orbiculate cardinalfish)
Lineage: Eukaryota; Metazoa; Chordata; Actinopteri; Kurtiformes; Apogonidae
Gene: tead3b
Product: TEA domain family member 3 b
Exons: 16
Coding region: 422-1762 (446 amino acids)
Biological process (GO): embryonic organ development; positive regulation of transcription by RNA polymerase II; hippo signaling
Cellular component (GO): transcription regulator complex
Molecular function (GO): DNA-binding transcription factor activity, RNA polymerase II-specific; RNA polymerase II cis-regulatory region sequence-specific DNA binding
Source: RefSeq, a predicted model, not a curated record